AUGAGGAAGAACUGCCCCGUCUGCGGCCGCGCCCUGCGGUGUAUCGAUUGUCUGGGAUCUGAUCCAACGGGGCUCGGUAGCGGAUUCAACGAUCCGAGUCCGGGCCUCCUCGAUCAAUCCAAGUCCUUCACCGUGGCGUCCUCAAGCCUUCAGACUUGGUCUUCUGAUCUCGUACGAAAUCUCAACAACCUCGCCCAACCGAUCCUUCGACACUUGCCGGCCGAUUUUCACAACAACGUCAAUCUUCUCCUGACAGAGUACUCCACCGCGUCCUACACGACCCUUGCUGCCCUCAUCCUCUCCCUCGUCUAUCUUGUUGCCCGCUAUCUCAUGAGUAGCUACGGUAGCUACGUCGCCUACGGUGGUCGUAGUGGGGGUUCGCCUUACACCAGCAACAUCGUCGAUCCGUACACUCGCAACCUGUCUAAUCACUUUGAGUACAUUGACGCCGAUCAUGGCAUGCUUCAAGAGCCGCAUCGUCACUCUGUGUCCAGACUACAUGAGGUGCCGAUAGAAGACCCUGAUGCUCCGGAUGUCAUCCUUGUGCGAUACAUGGCCUCUCUGUUUCCUGUCGAAUUCCCUCCAUAUUCCAUCAGUGAGGAGACCGCCUAUGUCGGUCAACUUCGAGAAGCCGUCGCCCGGUACUUGCAGACGGAUCCCAGAAGAGUGCGACUGGUGUACAAGAAGCGCGACCUAAAGCACGAUGGGUGGCCGUUGCGAAAAUAUAACAUGAAGCAAAACAGCGAGGUGGCAGCCAUCAAGACCGAGGCGAUACUGGACUACAGCGAUAGAGAUAGUCACUCAUCGGGCGGUGAGGACGUUCCUGAGCAAAAUCCUCGGCGCCGGCCCCGUGCUGCGUCUUCGGUCAGACAUCGUAGCGACGAAAAUCUGCCACAGCAGAGACCUGCGGCAUCGUCCAGUUUUCUUCAUCCCAACGGGCACGUUUCUUCUGGGACCACGUCCGAACGACAGUCUCGCACCAAUUUAAGACCAGAGCCUGAUGAUCGGCCCGUGCGACGCGAGCCGUCUCGCACCCGGGGAACGUCACCUCGACCGUCGUCCACCCCGACACCUAUUCCCACCUCACUGCCUGCGGCGGACCCGAACAGUCCAUUGGGAAAGUUACAGGCCCUUUCGGAUAACUACCACGAGCAAUGGCUUCCUCUCUGCCGCAAGUUCAUCUCCAACCCCCCUUCUUCGGCGCAAGAUCGGGAGAAAGAACACCGCAAGUUGAGUGAGAGCGUCAUGACGCAUAUUAUCCUGAAAGCGGACGCAAUUGACGUGGAUUCUACGGAAGCACGUGGAUUUCGAAAAGGCCUUUUGAACGAGAUCCAGGAGACGAUGAAGAAGAUAGAUGCGGUAGCCAAGGCUUGA
This is a messenger RNA of Fonsecaea monophora, 1374 nucleotides long. RefSeq lists its product as hypothetical. Gene Ontology annotation, molecular function: protein-folding chaperone binding. The transcript has 2 exons. Bases 1 to 1374 code for a protein of 457 amino acids. The record is from RefSeq and is a predicted model, not a curated record. NCBI's taxonomy places the organism in Eukaryota, Fungi, Ascomycota, Eurotiomycetes, Chaetothyriales, Herpotrichiellaceae.